This is a messenger RNA of Postia placenta MAD-698-R-SB12, 1863 nucleotides long. RefSeq lists its product as hypothetical. NCBI's taxonomy places the organism in Eukaryota, Fungi, Basidiomycota, Agaricomycetes, Polyporales, Adustoporiaceae. The record is from RefSeq and is a predicted model, not a curated record. The coding region runs from base 1 to 1863 and encodes 620 amino acids. The transcript has 6 exons.
AUGUCACUGAUUCCCAAGUCAUUCUUACUGAAACUCCCAUUUACGGACAAGCCAGCCAUCGAGCCGCCUCUUGACCUGAGCGCAUGUGAUCUCCCGACCCGCAAAGUUGUCCUUCAGCAGUUCGAAGAAAUCGUCUCCAUCGAGCUGGCUAGGGCAGGAUAUGUACCGCAUUUAGAUGGCGGAAUGCUCUGCAAUCUAUCAGAGAUAUUGAAUGCACACCUGCGCCGACAACGCGUGUGGAGGAGCAUGACGCUGACAAGGAUCAUGUCCUUCGAUGGUCCUUUGCAACCCGUGAACUCCUGUUGGUUCGCAUUCCGAAACGGCGUCUUAGCCAUUGGUUCCAAACACCCGUACAGUGUACCUUUCGACCAUUUCGGGGAAGAUGUCUUUAGCGAGGUGGAUAUCUACUACACGCGCUCGAAGGAUGUGGCGAAGCAGCAUCGUCAUUAUAAACUGCCUAACCCUUGCACUGGACUCGAAAUAGAUCCUGCGCAAGACCUCCUGGUAGCGUGGUACAGUCCCAAACCGCUCCCUUGGCACUCGUUGGAUAACCAUGAAGUGCAUGACGAGUGGCGCUCGAUAAUCGGAUCGAGAGUUAACUUCUUCUAUCUGCCUAAUGGUCAGCAUCAUCGCUUGGCUUCUAAAUCCGGGCUAUCGGAUCAUAGUAAGGAGUACUACGACGAGUAUGGAGUCAAGAUCUGGGGUGACCAUAUUGCCCUGAUCGAUAGAUGUUGUGAAAGCAUUGAUGUUUAUAACUGGAAACGCAACGGGGAGCUUAUGUAUUCUCUUGGCAAAGUCGACUGCAUGCUGAAUGACUUCUGCCUCCUCAAACCAUGCGGUACAUAUAACAACGAACCUCUAGGUGGUGGAUCUGCAUCUUUUGAUGUAUUUGCGAAGUCCGAAGAUGUGGAACACCUGGUUGCACGCUUUCAGCUGCCAAUGCUCCGCGAUCACGUCAAAUGCAAGAUAAGCCAAUGUGAAACAUUCCGUACAAAUUACUACUCCGCGAAAUCUGGUUCAAAGGACGCGCCACCUAUCCUGCUCUCAACAUCUCCGACGCCAUCUAUGAUACAAUUACGGCUCGUUGUCUGCGACGUCACGAAAGAACACAACCGCGCCGAAUACGUGGUCUUCGUUUAUACAAGGCUGUUCCUGCUCGCGAUCUCAAAGCUCGGCUCUGUCGGUGACCAAGCUGCUCACGAAGUCAACAUAAUUCCCUGGGAGCAGUGGGGCCCACGUUCGUCUUUCUGGUUCGAGGAGGGCAGUUAUGUCGGAAGCUUGUUACAAGAAGAAUUAGGCCCUGAUACAGAGGACAAAAAACAUGAAUGGAAGAAUGCGUGCUACGGAUUUCGAGUCCUCCUGCCUUCGCAGAUGCUAGAUUUCACUCCUCUGGAUGCGGAUGACUGCGAAGAUCACCAAACACAUGGACAGGGUGACAUACACCUCGAGACAGUUGCUGACGAGAAAGCCAUAUGGUUCACAAAAACAGUGCGCACGACGGCGGCCUAUCGCCAAAGCAAUACCGAGAACACGUCACUUGGAGGGAAUUAUGUGUGGUACAUUGUUGAUGAGGACGUUCUGGGUAUCAGUAGCGUAGAACAAGUUGAUGAAUGUAUGAUAUGGUACUAUUACAAUACUCGACAACCGGAAAUGUGGGCACCAUGGCUGCAAAGCCAGGUCUGCGAACGAGCCGAGGUGUCGCCCACGAUGGCUGGGGGCGUCAGCGUGGCAGGGAAGCACGAGAAUAUCCCCGUUUUCACAAUCCAGUUUCUGAAUCAGUCUAUUAGCGGCGGGUCGAUCUCUCGCGCCACAAUGAUGACGACUCAAAUGAGGUAUACGGCCGACGAAAUCAACGAAGACUAA